Echinostoma caproni is the source of this 456-nucleotide messenger RNA. Lineage: Eukaryota; Metazoa; Platyhelminthes; Trematoda; Plagiorchiida; Echinostomatidae. The record is from the annotation of a GenBank genome assembly.
AUGAUUGAAAUACGUCGUUUGGCUACAAUUCUGUUGGGUCUGGCUGUCACACUUGUGAUUAUCGGUUUAGCAACUUCCUCGUGGUCUUGUGGAGGACUUUUUGAUAAUUGUCAACGUGGUUAUCACAAAGAUGCUGCGAUUGCUGUCCUCAUCUUGCUCCUCAUCGGUGUGGUCUGUUUGGCGAUUGUGUUCAUUUUGGACUUGGUCGGUCUGUGCUCGGACGUGUUUGUGGUGAGUGCCGGCUACAUCACAACACGUUUCAUCUUCCUGUAUCUGGGCAGCACAGUACUGCUAAUUGGUAUUUUGGUGUUCACCGGCAGCAUUGGUCACGCAUGGUCGUAUUUCCUGGCAACUGUUGGGUGUGUGUUCGCCAUGCAAGUGGCCAUCCUGGCGAUCAUGUCAUCACGCUGUGUAACAACCACAACCACACAACGAGUGGUGGUAAGAACCACGUAA